Molecule: messenger RNA, 2976 nt
Organism: Pteropus alecto (black flying fox)
Lineage: Eukaryota; Metazoa; Chordata; Mammalia; Chiroptera; Pteropodidae
Gene: LEF1
Product: lymphoid enhancer binding factor 1
Exons: 12
Coding region: 542-1741 (399 amino acids)
Biological process (GO): regulation of transcription by RNA polymerase II; canonical Wnt signaling pathway
Cellular component (GO): beta-catenin-TCF complex
Molecular function (GO): DNA-binding transcription factor activity, RNA polymerase II-specific; RNA polymerase II cis-regulatory region sequence-specific DNA binding
Source: RefSeq, a predicted model, not a curated record
UUUUAUUCUCCAGGAAGUGGACAUUUUAUCUUUUGAUUCUCCUUGCACCUUCCUCGUUGGGGCAAACGGAGCCUUUUCGCCCAGCUUCCCUCUUUUCUCGGAAAAUUCCCAACUCGGCACCGGAGGGAGACGCCCCGACGGACCCUCCUCUGUACUUUGGAGAGUAGUGUCUCCUCCAGAACCGCCGUCCUCUGCGCGCAGACCCUGGAGGAGCUGGGGGCGUGGGGUGGCCACCAGGGCAGCCAAGCCUAGAGCACCCCACACUGCGCCGCGCAGACGCCCCAAGAGGCGCCGGCCCUCGCAGCCCGGUGCCCACCGGCCUCGGGGGCAGGCGCCGGCGUUGGUCUCCGAGGAGCGGGAAGGCGCGGGCGGCCGCCGGAGUUCGGGCGCCGCCGCAGCACGGGCCCAGCUUCCUCCACUCUCCUCCCUCAAGCAUCCUUUCAAUUCUCCUUUCUUCCUCACCCCUUUCGUUGACCCCUUCUCUUUCCUGCUGUCGCCUCGGGUGCUCUCCCAGCAGAGCGGAGAUUAUAGAGUGGUCGGCAUGCCCCAGCUCUCCGGGGCAGGAGGCGGCGGCGGGGGAGACCCGGAACUCUGCGCCACGGAUGAGAUGAUCCCUUUCAAGGACGAGGGCGAUCCCCAGAAGGAGAAGAUUUUCGCUGAGAUCAGUCACCCCGAAGAGGAAGGCGACUUAGCCGACAUCAAGUCUUCCUUGGUUAACGAGUCCGAAAUCAUCCCGGCUAGCAACGGACACGAGGUGGCCAGACAAGCACAAACCUCUCAGGAGUCCUACCACGACAAGACCCGAGAACACCCUGAUGACGGAAAGCAUCCAGAUGGAGGCCUCUACAACAAGGGACCCUCCUACUCCAGUUAUUCUGGGUACAUAAUGAUGCCAAAUAUGAAUAAUGACCCAUACAUGUCAAAUGGAUCUCUUUCUCCACCCAUCCCGAGAACAUCAAAUAAAGUGCCCGUGGUGCAGCCAUCCCAUGCUGUCCAUCCUCUCACCCCCCUCAUCACUUACAGCGACGAGCACUUUUCUCCAGGAUCACACCCGUCACACAUCCCAUCAGAUGUCAACUCCAAACAAGGCAUGUCCAGACACCCUCCGGCUCCCGAGAUCCCCACCUUUUACCCACUGUCCCCAGGUGGUGUUGGACAGAUUACCCCUCCUCUUGGCUGGCAAGGUCAGCCUGUAUAUCCCAUCACGGGAGGAUUCAGGCAACCCUACCCAUCCUCACUGUCAGUCGACACUUCCAUGUCCAGGUUUUCCCAUCACAUGAUUCCUGGUCCUCCUGGUCCCCACACAACUGGCAUCCCUCAUCCAGCUAUUGUAACGCCUCAGGUCAAACAGGAACACCCCCACACUGACAGUGACCUGAUGCACGUGAAGCCUCAGCAUGAACAGAGAAAGGAGCAGGAGCCAAAAAGACCUCACAUUAAGAAGCCUCUGAAUGCUUUUAUGUUAUACAUGAAAGAAAUGAGAGCAAAUGUCGUGGCUGAGUGUACUCUGAAAGAAAGUGCAGCUAUCAACCAGAUUCUAGGCAGAAGGUGGCAUGCCCUCUCCCGUGAAGAGCAGGCUAAAUAUUAUGAAUUAGCGCGGAAGGAAAGACAGCUACAUAUGCAGCUUUAUCCAGGCUGGUCUGCAAGAGACAAUUAUGGUAAGAAAAAGAAGAGGAAGAGAGAGAAGCUACAGGAAUCUACAUCAGGUACAGGUCCAAGAAUGACAGCUGCCUACAUCUGAAACAUGGUGGAAAACGAAGCUCGUUCCCAACGUGCAAAGCCAAGGCAGCGGCCCCGGGACCUCUUCUGGAGAUGGAAGCUUGUUGAAACCCAGACUGUCUCCACGGCCUGCCCAGUCGACCCCAAAGGAGAAUUGACACCAACUUCACCCUGAGGUCACUGCUAGAGACACUGAUCCACAAAGACAAUCACUGCCAACCCCCACCCCUUCAUCUACCACAAGAGCCAAGUUCCAAAAUAAAGCAUAAAGGUUUUUUUUUUUUUUUUUCGUUUAAAUUAAAAAGCACAUGAGAAUGCUUGCAGGCCCUGAGUCAGCUGAGCAGCUUUCCUCUCCUUGUGUCCGCCGUGCACUCCCCAGAGCAUCUUGCAUCCGUACCUGUAACCUUCGGCAAGGACAGUGACUUGGCUGCCUUUGCCUGUCAUGAGCAGCGGGAGCUGGCAGCCAGCAUGUCCAUCGGCGUCCCAGUGCGGGAUUUGUGGAAGAGUUCCCUCUCUGUCUUCAUUUUUCUUUCUCUUCCUUUUUCCUAAAGCUUUUAUUUAACAGUGCAAAAGGAUGAAUCUUAUGUUUGCUUCUUUUUUUUUUUAAACUUGAAUUUUUUUUUUAAUUUACACUUUUUAGGUUUAAUUUUCUUGUAUAUUUUGCUAGCUAUGAGCUUUUAAGGAAAAUUCAAAGAUCUGGAAAAGUUUGAAAUAAAAAAUGAAAUGAAAAGAAGCCGCCUUCUUUGGGGGUGACAUCUUGUCCGUAAGGGGCUUCUCUGUGAAUGGCCUGUGACAAAUAGUGGCCUCUCCUCUAAGGUGUUCAGUCGCGCUAAAUAAAUGUAACGGCCAAAUCCAUUCUGUUGGUAGCAGUCGGCAGUACUGUUUCGUUUUAUUUUUUGUCUGAUCGCUCUUUUUAAAAAAAAAAAAAACGGUAAACCUUAACAGAUACUUUCAGUAGACCAGUUUGCAGUGAAUUUUCAUUUCUUUUCUUCUCACCUCCUUGUAAAAAGCCCAGCACUUGAAUUGUUAUUACUUUAAAUGUUCUGUAUUUGUAUCUGUUUUUAUUAGCCAACUAGUGGGAUUUUAUGCCAGUUGUUAAAAUGAGCAUUGAUGUACCAUUUUUUUUUUUUUUUAAAUAGCAAGGCACAGCCUUUGCCCCAAACUGUCAUCUAACAUUUGUCAUUCCAGUUUGAGUUAACGUGCUGAGCAUUUUUUAAAAGACGCUUUGUAAUAAAACAUUAAAAAAAAAAAUCACUU